Messenger RNA from Capsella rubella, 1516 nucleotides. Its product is annotated as serine/arginine-rich splicing factor SR45. Bases 109 to 1359 code for a protein of 416 amino acids. NCBI's taxonomy places the organism in Eukaryota, Viridiplantae, Streptophyta, Magnoliopsida, Brassicales, Brassicaceae. The transcript is spliced from 13 exons. Gene Ontology annotation, biological process: mRNA splicing, via spliceosome. Gene Ontology annotation, cellular component: ASAP complex; nucleoplasm; cytoplasm. Gene Ontology annotation, molecular function: RNA binding. The record is from RefSeq and is a predicted model, not a curated record.
ACAAAAUUCACAGUCUCUCUUCUCUCGUCUAAUCAUCUUUUUUAGUUUAUCCGCUAGGGUUUUGAAGCAAGGUUUCGCUUGUGCGUCGCGAUUUUCUCGAUAUCGCCCAUGGCGAAACCAAGUCGUGGCCGUCGUUCCCCUUCCUUGUCUGGCUCUUCCUCUCGGUCCAGUUCCAGAUCUCGUUCCCGCUCGGGUUCGAGUCCCUCCAGGUCUCUUUCACGCUCCCGCUCCCGCUCUAGGUCGCUCUCUUCAUCCUCAUCUCCUUCCCGGAGCGUCAGUUCUGGGAGUCGCAGUCCUCCUCGCCGUGGAAAAAGUCCUGCUGGACCUGCUAGGCGGGGUCGCUCUCCUCCUCCACAAUCUAAAGGAGCCUCUUCACCUUCUAAGAAAGCUGCUCCUACUCAAGAAUCUCUUGUUCUCUAUAUUGGUUCUCUUAGUAGGAAUGUGAACGAAGGCCAUCUGAAAGAAAUAUUUGGCAACUUUGGUGAAGUUAUACAUGUGGAACUUGCGAUGGAUCGAGCUGUUAAUCUUCCAAGGGGACAUGCUUAUGUUGAGUUUAAGGCAAGAGCUGAUGCUGAGAAAGCGCAGCUGUUCAUGGAUGGUGGCCAAAUUGAUGGAAAUGUUGUUAAAGCAAGUUUCACUCUACCACCUCGUCAGAAAGUAUCUUCACCCUCUAAACCUGUCUCAAGUGCACCAAAGAGAGAUGCAUCAAAAUCUGAUAAUGCAGGUGCUGAAAUUGAGAAAGAUGGGACCAGGCGCCCAAGAGAGACAUCUCCGCAUCGGAAAACAGUACUCUCUCCAAGAAGGAGAUCACCUUUACCUAGGAGAGGCGCAUCACCUAGGCGAUUGCCUGAUUCUCCCCCGCGCCGGAGGCCUGGAUCUCCUAUCCGCCGUCGUGGUGAUACACCACCUAGGCGCAGGCCAGCAUCGCCAUCUAGAGGCCGUUCUCCAUCUUCUCCCCCUCCAAGACGAUAUAGAUCUCCUCCAAGGGGAUCCCCAAGAAGAAUCCGCGGCAGUCCUGUUCGAAGACGGUCUCCUCCUCCUCUAAGGCGAAGGUCACCUGCAAGGAGAGUUCGCAGUCCUCUCAGAAGAUCUCCAAUCCGCAGGCGUAGCCGGUCCCCAAUUCGUAGACCUGGUCGUUCUCGUUCAAGGUCUAUCUCACCCCGCAGGGGACGAGGUCCAGCUGGUAGACGUGGGAGGUCAUCGUCUUACUCCAGUUCACCAAGUCCCAGAAGGAUUCCUAAGAAGGUUUCAAGAAGCCGCAGUCCUAGAAGACCACUAAGAGGAAAAAGAAGCAGCAGUAACAGCAGCAGCAGCAGUUCACUGCCACCACCGCCACCACCUCCACCUCGCAAAACUUGAGAUAACGUGUUUACCAGAGACCAAAUGAGAGUUGUGGCUUUUGUAGUGUUUGGAUGUAUUAAUCUUCUUUUAUGGAUCUCCCAUUAGAUCAAUGCAAUGAUAUUAUGACUUGUUCUUUUGACAUUAUUUCAUAAGUAUGUUCAAUCUUUUGGAAGAA